UGAUUUCAAAACAAAAGGAAAGGAGAAAAGUUAGGACAGCUUUGGGGACCUCAGGCGACCUCUUGUCUAACCUCUCAUUCGGGGGACCCUGUGCUUGAGGCCAGGGGAAACUAAUCAGGAAACUUUUCUUGUAUUGAACCCGAAAUCUGCUUCUGCUUUCACCCAUUUGUCGGAAUUGUGCCCUCAGCAACCAAAUACAAGUUCCAUCCCUUUUCCCCACAGCAACCUUUCAUGUAUAUGCAGACAAUUGUCAAGUUCCCUCUGUGUUUUUUUCUUCUCCAAAAUAAACAUCUCUGGUUCCCUCAAUCCAUCCUAAUGUGACAGACAUAGUUUUCAGUUCUUUUAACCUCCUCGUUGUUAAGUUGGCUUGUCUUCCAAGAUUUUCGGAGGGAAAAGAUUUCAGCACAAUAGCCUGGUUGAUGUGUGCUUCAGAGGCAGAGUUUAUUCCAACCUUAUUUCAUUUUAUUAACAGUUUGGGAAAUUAUUCAGUGAAGAAGAAUAGAUAACUUUUCCAAAAUAACACUAGAGCCUUUAAAAAAGAAAUCUUUAGUUUUUAGUUUUUCCCACAGGGAAGGAAGGAAAGGUGCAUAACAUUCCACUGGUGGUUUUUGAAAUGUUUCUGCCCCCUCAGUUUCCUCAGAAUGACCAAUACAGCCCUGUGGCAUUUUCCAUUCAUCCAGGAUACUUGGUAACAAGGAGGAAUACUCUUUUGGACAGCAGGGAUGCAGGUGAAUGCUAGCAUGUAUCUAACUGACUGUAUAGAGGUUGAGGAGAAGGCAAGAUAAAACAGGGCUGGAAAAUGGAGAAGCAAAGUCCCCUGCCCCUUAAAUUCUUAGAAGAAACCUAUGGAACUGAAGAAGUUUUUCCUCUGGAUCACCUCAGCCCCAGGCAGCAUCAGUAGACCCGCCAAUUUUGUAGAUAUGCUGACCGUGUCAGAGAUUUCUCAGUGACAUGGCUUCCGCUAGCAUCACUGCCAUUCAAUGUCCUCAGCAAGCCCAUCUAGGGUAAGAUUUCUGUUGGAGAUCACUCGUGCCCCUUCCACAUUACUUUCCUGUACCUUCAUAGUCCUGGCAACCCACUUCAGGUGAUUUGCUGUGAUUUUGGAACAAGGUCGUGAAUCCCCAAACAGUCAGGUGAUUUACACAGAAACUUUGUUUCCUAGAUUUGCAAAAGAGUCUCUAGAGAGACAGAUGGUAUCUGAAUUAAAAUGGCGCACUCAGCUGUCCACCUGUGGGUGAGAACAGAACCGUUUAUAGUGGGCACUUUGCCUCUGCCUCCUCCAGCCAAAUUCAGCCUUCACUAUCUCAGAAAGAUAUCCACUUAUGUUCGAACCCGAGCCAGGGAGGGAGGUUACCCACGCCUCUUCUGGCCCACGUGGAGGCAUAUUGCCUGUGGGAAGCUGCAGCUGGCCAGGGACAUCGCUUGGCUUUACUUUGAAAUCUUCGAUAGUCUGGUGCCGAGGACCCCGGAGGAGCGUCUGGAGUGGGCUGAAUUGGUAUCAACCUGCACCUGUGAGGAGGAUGUGGAGAAGCAGAGGAGUAAGCUCUCAGUGGACACCCUUCAGUUCCUGCUGUUUUUGUAUAUACAGCAGUUAAAUAAGGUUUCCUUAAGAACGUCUUUGUUUGGAGAAGAGUGGCCAAGUCCCAGAAACAGGUCUCCAUCCCCUGACUUGACUGGGAAAUCCAUCUGUCAAAAUAAGACCUGGGACGAUUGCAGCCACCAAGCCUUUGUCUAUAAUCACCUGCCCAAUCUCCUGGAGCUCCUUUUGGACCCAGAGCAGCUCACCGAUGCCUCCCACUCCACCCACAAAAGCCUGGUCUCUCCCGAAGCUGUGCAGGCUCUCAGCUUUCUCAUUGAAGGCACAGUCAGCAAAGCCAGGAAGGUCUAUCCACUCCACGAGCUCGCGCUCUGGCAGCCCCUGCAUUCCGAGAGCGGCUUCUCCAAGACUUCCGAAACCUUCUCCUUCUCAAAGCUGGAAGCCUGGCUCAGGUGUCGUUUGACUGCAAACCCGUUUGGCACAUCUGCCUGCCUCAAGACUGGGAAGAAGUUGGCUUGGGCCCAGCAAGUUGAAGGAACUACCAAGAGAGCCAAGAUUGCCUGUAACACGCACAUGGCCCCCAAGAUACACCGCAUUGUGGUGAUGACCCAGGUGUACAAGCAGACACUGGCCAAGAGCUCAGAGACCUUAGUCGGCCAUGUGAAGAUUCACCGUUGCAACGAGUCUUUUAUAUACCUGCUGUCCCCAUUACGGUCGGUGACCGUGGAGAAGUGCAGGAGCAGCACUUUGGUCCUGGGGCCUGUCCAAACCACCCUUCACCUCCACAGCUGUGACAACAUGAAGGUCAUUGCUGUUUGCCAUCGUCUGUCCUUGUCUUCCACCACGGGAUGCACCUUUCACGUUUUGACACCCACACGCCCUCUUCUCCUGUCUGGCAAUCAGAUGGUAACAUUCGGACCUUUCCAUACUCAUUACCCAAUGCUUGAAGACCACAUGGCCAAGACCGGACUUGCCACCAUGCCCAACUACUGGGACAGGCCGAUGGUUGUGUGCAGGGAGCAUAACGACUCCAGGGUCUUCCGACUCUUGUCCCCCUGUGAGUUCUAUGUGUUUGUGAUUCCAUUUGAGAUGGAAGGGGACACAACAGAGAUUCCCGGGGGUCUCCCACCAGCCUAUCAGAAGGCACUGAGCCAACGAGAACAGAAGAUACACAUCUGGCAGAAGACGGUGAAGGAAGCAGGUUUGACAAAGGAUCAAAGGAAGCAAUUCCAGGUGCUGGUUGAGAACAAGUUUUAUGAGUGGUUGAUUAACACAGGACAAAGCCAGCAGCUGGACAGUCUCGUGCCUCCUGCAGCAGGUUCCAAACAGGCCGCAGGAUAAGACAUCCUACAGAGCCAUGGUAUCAAGAGAGGAAUAUCUGACGGGAACAGACAAGGGAGCACGGGAGAAUGGAGGAGCCCAGCAGGAAAAAGGAUUGCACGUGAGCCCUGUCUCUUUCUCCACAAAAUAGAUUAACAUUUGUUGUGAAUUUUAACACAGAAAACCAAUUUUAAUAAUUCUGGUGUGUUCCUGUCCUUUCUGAGGAAAUAUGAAGCCAAGUGGCUGAUACUAAAAUGUUGAUCUGUUCUGUUGCUAGAGGGGUACAGGAGACAUGACAACACCCUGAAGAAUUCUAGCAUUUCAAGGCUAAGUUAAGAAAGGGGCUAUUGGGGCGGCCGUUGGAAUCCAUUGGGUUUUAUUGGCCUGUGGGAGACUUUUGCUUGAUUUAGUCUCUUACUCUCUUUUUACAGUAUAAGGGAAAUUGGAAACAAACUGGCCGUAUAGACGAGGGGUCUCGCAAACCCAAGAAUGCCAGUUUUUAUCAUUUUGAAGAUGGCAAAGUGGUGACAACAGCCUCAUGUUAUUUUUAUACUGAAGUGUCGGGCUAUAGGGUUACAAAUGAACAGCCUUUAUUUGGAGGCAAAGCAGUUCUGCCCCUUGUAGAGCUAAUGAAAGGUAUUUUUUGUCUACCGCAGUUUGGUAUGCUUUUAAAAAUUUUGAUGGAAAUAUACAUGUAUAUGUAUAUAUAUGUUAUUAUUUCUUGGUGUAUAAAAGUCAGAAGAAAUAUUUUUGUAUAGAGAUUGUUCUAAUCUAGCCUUUAAUCUGUGUAACAAUGAAAUUUUUAAAAAAAUAAUGUUUAUUUCUUAUUCUCUGUUGAAAAUUGUAAUUAAUUGUAAAAAGUAUUUUUGCUUUCUCUGUGACAAUGUAGAGCUUCUAUCUUUAUGCUUGAGAUUUUCAGGUAGAGAUAUUCUGUGAUGUCAAAAUAAAGUUUACAUUUUGUUAAAA
Messenger RNA from Phascolarctos cinereus (koala), 3823 nucleotides. The record is from RefSeq and is a predicted model, not a curated record. Lineage: Eukaryota; Metazoa; Chordata; Mammalia; Diprotodontia; Phascolarctidae.